CGCGAAAUAUCGAUUUGUGCAACGUCAGGCGUAUACAAGCGUUCUCUUGGCACACAAACGUGUUUGCAAAUUCAAUACGAGAUGGUCCUCCAUCGCUCUCGCACUCACAUACACGCCUUUUGUUCACUCCUCCCCCACGACGCCUUUCCCCCAACUCUCUAGAGAACUGAAUCCCUCAAACACAAUACACACCAACUAAGCUAGCUUUCUUUCGGCCCAUUCAUUCGUCUUGUCAUUUCGUCCGCAUCUCAGCCUUGUGCUCAAAGUACUCCCAUAUCUAAGAUAGCAGGCAGCCAGGCAGUGAAUCGACAGACAGGUGUUUCUUCUUCAUUCCUGCUCACCUCGUCGGCUGCGAUGCCGCAGUCGCCAAUGAGAUACUGCACCACUUGCCGCUUCAUCAGUGGCCCCACGGGCAGCUCGACACCGGCAUGCUGGGCGAACUCCUUGAGCCGCUUGAGAGAGAACAACGCCUCUAUCUGCUCCACGUCCCUCGCCACGCUGUUUGCAUCACGCCCCUGUGCCGCAUCGUCACUCCCAGAUGGUGCCACUGUCCUAUUUCGCCGCUGCAGCAGGGUGAGCGCCCGCAGGGUGGGGUUGUCAGCGAUGGCCGCGGCUUGACGCGACCGAUAUCUCUCCUCGGCCGCCUGCAGGCGCCGCCACCGCAGCCUCGCAUCCGCGAAGGCAUCCAUCUCAUCCUCUUGCUCCUCCUGCUGCUCCUGCUCGCCUGGCCGACCCACAAACGCGUCGACGUCGUUGAUGCUGCGGUCGCUGAGCCACUCCUCCACUGUCUGCUCGUCUUGUGCGGCCGCCUGGAGUUCGUCGAGCUUGUCCAUCAUGGUGGCCAGGUACUCUUCAGCCUCCUCCUGCCUCUUGCUGGGCUUCCGCGGCCGGCGGGGAAAUGCGGCGAACAGCUCCUCGGGCGCCCUUGACAGCUCCUCGUCCAGAUCAGCAAUGAACUCCUAUACAGUACGUGUGUGCAGCACAUGGGAAGCCAUCACAUCUCAUGCCCAAAACAAAUGUGUCCUGUGCGGGUCGGGUGUGCAUGCCAUGCGCACCUCCAUGACUUUCUUCUUCUUGGGCUGCGGCUCCAGCGCCUGCCAGUCCUCCACAGGCCCUGGGCCGUCCGACUCCGCACUGAGUAGAGCAGAUGAGUGUGGGUCCGGGAGAGACCGCAAAGCGAAGAUCUGACGCAUCCGGACGGCUGCAGGGAUAGGCAUGAAGCACAUGGCACGCUGACAUCUCGAUAGAGACCACAGCAACCCACACACGACGGCUCUUCGGCGAUGGCGCCCAGCAGAGGGCGGAGCAAAAGGAUAACACGGAUGCCGCUGGCCUUCCAUUGAUGCCACAGAGCGCGUGGAGAGCUUCAGAGAGAAGGACUUUUCC
This is a messenger RNA of Vitrella brassicaformis, 1386 nucleotides long. Lineage: Eukaryota; Vitrellaceae. The record is from the annotation of a GenBank genome assembly.